Messenger RNA from Anopheles marshallii, 4614 nucleotides. RefSeq names its product DE-cadherin-like. NCBI's taxonomy places the organism in Eukaryota, Metazoa, Arthropoda, Insecta, Diptera, Culicidae. Gene Ontology annotation, cellular component: catenin complex; plasma membrane. Gene Ontology annotation, biological process: homophilic cell-cell adhesion. Gene Ontology annotation, molecular function: cadherin binding; calcium ion binding. The record is from RefSeq and is a predicted model, not a curated record. The coding region runs from base 1 to 4614 and encodes 1537 amino acids. The transcript is spliced from 2 exons.
AUGUGUCGGUUGCUGGCUCAAUUUGCAUUGAUCUGGGGGGUGGCUUUAUGUUGGUACAGCAUUGUACACGCAGCAGAGGCAGUAAGUGAUGUUGAUGUAUCCGAUGGUGGAAGAACUUCAUCAGAAGAAUUCUACAGCUCUGUUUUCGGUAACUAUCGAAUGUUUUCAAGUCUUUACAAUUUAUACUAUGAGAUGGGUCAAAUAACCAGUAUUCAAGAUUGUCCUAGCGUGGUAACUGAACCUCACCGUCUUCGUGGCAAUUGUAACCCAAGCUUCGAAGCGUGUGACAGUUACAAACCGAUGUUGACGGAGGAACAGUCGGUGGGUACACCGGUGCUGCGAGUAACCGCCACUGAUCCUGACCCCCGACAAACGAUCGAGUACAGCUUCGUAACAACGCCGGGAGAACGAGCCCGCUUCCGCAUUGACAAGAGCACUGGUGAGAUCACAACGGCUCACAACUUCGAUCGGGAUGAGCCUAUUCGUGAGAAGGAGAUCUACAUUACGGUUCGUGCGACCGAUAACGGGCGACCUCGGCUGGACGAUGUGUGCACCUUCAAAGUGACGAUCCUUGACAUCAACGACAAUCCGCCUGUAUUCGAUAAGGUGCGCUAUGAAGAGUCUGUGACGAAAGACAUGAAAGCAAACCAGCGGGUAGCAACCAUUUCGGCGACGGAUAUGGAUGACGGAGAUAACAGCAUUAUCAAGUACGAAAUCGUGCAGCAGAACCCAGACAGCAGUUAUUUCAAAAUAAACGAGAAUAACGGUGUGCUCACUCUAACAAAAUCGGUCGAUCGCAGUCCUGGCCAGUACUAUGCGAUCCGCGUGAGAGCUUAUAAUGUGGAUCCUCAGGGGGAGGCUGUACAGGAUGCGGAGGUGGACGUUGAAGUGCGUGUUUUGGAGUCCAACAAACUACCACCUUACUUCACCAAGGUUCCCAAUGAUACGAUCAUGCUGUACGAAACACUUCAGUCCCAUUUGAUACCACAAAUAGAAUUUGAAGCUGAAUCAAACGUCCCGGAAAAUCCGUUGAUUAUUUUCAUGUUGAAUAAAGGACGUGCUGAACAAACGAAUUCGCAAAGCACAUUCGUAUUGGAACAGGUCAAAAACACUGCCUCAAUCAAGCUAGGAAGGACGUUGGAUUAUGAAACCGUGACGGAGUAUACUCUGACAGUGAGCGUGAAAAACAUACACGGUUUAUUCGCAGAAUUUGUACUCAAGAUCAUGGUUUUGGAUGAAAACGACAUUAUCCCGGUGUUCACGAAGAUCGAAUGGGGAUUUAUUGCAGAAGAUGAGCCACCCGGUACAGCUGUGAUGCAGGUACGAGCAUACGAUCUCGAUGGAACUUCGGCCAACAACAUCGUAUCGUACCGGUUCGAAGACGAAAAUCAGCAGUUGUUCCACAUCGAUAGUCGAACGGGGAACAUUACCUCACUGGUGUCGUUUGACCGAGAAGCAACGGAUUCUUAUCGUUUAAAGAUCAUCGCCGAAGACAACUCCCCAUCGGCGUUACACAGAAAUGGCAAGCCGAACAGUAUCUCACAGCCAUUUAUUAUUAAGAUUUCGGAUAAGAACGAUCAUCAACCGGAAUUCGUAAAAAAAUAUUUUGUGGCAGAAAAUGUACCGGAAGAUGCGAACAUUAACACGGUAGUGACCGAAGUGACUGCUAUAGAUCAGGACAUAGCCUCGAUAAUUACCUACAGCAUUAUUGAAGGUAAUGUGGGUGAUGCGUUCAAGAUAGAUGAAAACACAGGUCGCAUCUCAGUGAACAGCCGCCUGGACUAUGAGACAAUCCGUAGCUACCAGCUGAUAGUGCAAGCGGACGAUGGUAUCUUCCAGGACAACGCAACUGUCUCCAUCAAAAUCGAAAAUGUCAACGAUAAUCCGCCACGCUUCAUUGACCUCCGCAAUGUGACGAUCCAAGAAGAAACGAUUCCUCCUGGCUGCAUCAUGACCAUCCAGGCGUUUGAUCCGGACAUCGAGAAUCGAGACGAACCGCAACACAUUCGUUUCUCGUUUGUAAAAGAACAGGAAGACUUGCUGGAGAUCGAUGACACCGGAUGUCUGCGGCUAAGAAAGGCGCUUGAUCGUGAUCCUCCACAAGGAUUUAAGAGCUGGCAAUUUAUUAUCACCGCAACGGAUGAAGAUGGUGCAGGAAAGAAAACGCCGGCUACUGUGAACAUUUUUCUGGAAGAUAUCAACGACAACGCACCAUAUCUAUCGAACGCAAUGCCUGUUGUGUGGGGAGAGAAUCGCUCCCCGGGAUUGAUAGUGAGGUUGACGGCAGAAGACGUCGAUGAGGCACAGAAUGGUCCACCGUUCCAUUACAGCAUUGAUCCAAAUGCGCCAUACGAAAUCAAAGAACGUUUCCAAGUGCAAGGAGACGAACUAUAUGCGCUGGUGGAAUUUGAUCGAGAGGAGCAGAAAGAGUAUCGAGUACCGAUCAGAAUCAGCGACUCUGGUGAAGAGCCGAUGAGCGACGUCAGUAUACUGCAGUUAGUGAUUGGCGAUGAAAAUGACAACGAGAUGAGGCCAGGCGAAAGUCGUAUCUUCGUUUACAACUACAAGGGCGAAUCUCCAAAUACGGAAGUCGGUCGAGUAUAUGUGGAUGAUCCGGACGACUGGGAUCUACCGGACAAGACGUUCCAGUGGGACGAUGCUACUCGUCAUCAGUCGGUCGACUUCUUCGAUCUAAAUCGGGACACAGGCAUGAUCACGAUGCUACAAGGUACACGAGGUGGAGAGUAUGAGCUAAACUUCCAUGUGAUUGAACAGUCCAGCUACUUCCCGCGCCACAACGUCACGGCUAAAGUAAUAGUAACAGUGAAAGAGAUCCCCGAGGAGGCAGUGGAUAAGAGUGGAUCGAUCCGUUUCCAUAACGUUACGGCGGAGGAGUUCGUGUCGCGUACACCUGGCCAACUGACUACACCCAAAGAUCGACUGCAAACGAGCAUUGCGAACACUCUCAACGUGAGUCGCGAGAAUGUGGACGUGUUCACUGUUCUGAAGCGCGACAAUGCCAACGGUACAUUCUUGGAUGUACGGUUUUCAGCCCACGGUAGUCCUUAUUACGCACCUGAGCGACUCAACGGAAUGCUCGGCUAUCGACUCCGACAGCUCGAGGAGGAUGUGGGGCUGUCGGUGUUAAUGGUGGGAAUCGACGAGUGCAUCGAAGAGGGUCGCAACUGUGAACUAUCGUGCAAGAACACACUCUACAAAUCGAACGUCCCGAUCGCAGUUUACACAAACACCAGUUCAUUCGUGGGUGUGAAUGCCUUCGUACAGGCGGAGUGCGUAUGCGAGGUGGCUCCCCCUGCGCUUACAUGUCUUAAUGGAGGCUUCCUGGUAAACGAUCGGUGUUCCUGUCUCGAAGGCUUCGAAGGUCCUCAUUGCGAGAUGCUUAGCAUCGGAUUCUAUGGUAGUGGGUAUGCUCUUUAUCCACCGAUCAGUCCCUGUAACAUGACGCGAAUCAGUCUAGAGCUGUCACCACACCUGGAAGAUGGCUUGGUGAUGUACAUUGGACCGCUAAACUAUAAUCCUCGGUUGCCCGUGCAAGAUUUCUUGGCGUUAGAACUCGUCAAAGGACUUCCAGUAUUGCUGCUCGACUAUGGCAGCGGUACCAUCCGGAUCGAACAUCGCCAUCGGCUCCCACUGAACAAUCCAACUACUAUAGAGAUUAUGCUGCAAUCGCAGAUGAUUGAAAUGAUCGUAGACAACUGCAAUACGUCUACGUGCCUAAACUUCGAGGCACCUCGAGGACCAAACCGCUUCCUGAACGUAAACGCUCCUCUUCAGCUAGGAGGAGCAGCCGUCAAUUUGGACUACCUCGGAUCAUUGUUCAACUGGACGUACGUACCACAGGACAAAGGUUUCAGCGGCUGUCUGAGAAAGCUCAUCAUCAACGAGCGCACGUACGAUCUACAUAGUAUGUCGAAUGAGUCCAAAAAUAUGUAUGUGCUGUGUACACAACGUAACUUGUCAACCCCAUUACAAGAAGAUACUAUUUUGACUACUAAAAUAGCAGUAGUUCUAAUAGUGAUAGUGCUUUUCCUAGUGUUUAUCAUGUUGAUCGUGUAUAAAGAGGCUCAGAAUCGAAAUAAUUUGUAUCGCAUCUGCGCAAAUAAUAAGCAAAACAAGGAUAAUGAAAACAAAGAAAUGGAAUUGCAACAGUUUCAUAUCUAUGAAGACUUAUUGGAAACUUACAAUGAGAAUUAUGAGCAAGCCUCCGACAGUGAGGGCAACUGUAACCAUCAUGUUUAUGAAACGAUUGACGAGGAAGAUGGUCUCGAUGACCCAUCGCAGUAUGAUCGUCUAACAUCACCUCCUGUUAAUAGCCACCUGCGUCAAGCGUUAGUUGCCAGUAGCAACCCGGAGAUUACUGUUUGCAGUGUAGAAAAAUCACACCAUUACGACAACGUACCAUCAUCUAGUGAUGAUUUGCGUUGCUACGGUGACGGCAGAAACAUCUGUUCAGUAUCGAGCAGUUCGUUUGGACCCUCUGUUCGGCCGUGCAGUCGAAUACUGAUGAAGGUUGUUGGAAAGAAAAAUGAUCACGGUGUGAUCGUUGCGUCGUUGCAGCUGCGUGCCAUCGUCCUCACGCCGGUGACGAUGUGA